AGGUUGCCUCUUGGUGCUGCAUUGGCCGUAUUUGGCACCCAGAAUGCUUCAUUCUCUGAUGGUCUAUUAAUAAGGUUACCUUGCUAGAGUUUGGAGCAGGGCCCCAGAUUGGCCACAAUGGGAAGGACCGGAUUCCGCUCUCUUCCACGAAGAGUCAAUGGGACUGGCUAAGAUCAAGGUGUGAGGCUUUUCCAUCUGUCAUCAGUCCCCUUUUGCUUUCUUUUACGACCACAUGAAACUUGAGAAGCCACCUAAAGCUAAAUCACUUAGUGGAGUUGGGCAGUUCCCAAGUGUCCAACAAGAAGGCCUGGUUUAGGCUGCGAUGGCCACUGUCAUUCCUGGUGAUUUGUCAGAAGUAAGAGAUACCCAGAAAGUCCCUUCAGGGAAACGUAAGCGUGGUGAAACCAAACCAAGAAAAAACUUUCCUUGCCAACUGUGUGACAAGGCCUUUAACAGUGUUGAGAAAUUAAAGGUUCACUCCUACUCUCACACAGGAGAGAGGCCCUACAAGUGCAUACAACAAGACUGCACGAAAGCCUUUGUUUCUAAGUACAAAUUACAAAGGCACAUGGCUACCCACUCUCCUGAGAAAACCCACAAGUGUAAUUAUUGCGAGAAGAUGUUUCACCGGAAGGAUCACCUGAAGAACCACCUGCACACACACGACCCCAACAAAGAGACGUUCAAGUGCGAAGAGUGCGGCAAGAACUACAACACCAAGCUCGGUUUCAAGCGGCACCUGGCCCUGCAUGCGGCCACGAGCGGCGACCUCACCUGCAAGGUCUGCCUGCAGAUGUUCGAGAGCACGGGUGUGCUGCUGGAGCACCUGAAGUCCCACGCGGGCAAGUCGUCGAGCGGCGUCAAGGAGAAGAAGCACCAGUGCGAGCACUGCGACCGGCGCUUCUACACCCGCAAGGACGUGCGCAGGCACAUGGUGGUGCACACGGGCCGCAAGGACUUCCUGUGCCAGUACUGUGCGCAGAGGUUCGGGCGCAAGGACCACCUGACGCGGCACAUGAAGAAGAGUCACAAUCAGGAGCUCCUGAAGGUCAAGACGGAGCCCGUGGACUUCCUGGACCCCUUCACCUGCAACGUCUCCGUGCCCAUCAAAGAUGAGCUCCUCCCAGUCAUGUCCCUGCCCUCCAGCGAACUGCUGUCCAAGCCCUUCCCCAACACGCUGCAGCUGAACCUCUACAACACUCCGUUCCAGCCCAUGCAGAGCUCGGGGUCGGCGCACCAGAUGAUCACCACUCUGCCGCUGGGCAUGACGUGCCCGCUGGACAUGGACGCUGUCCACCCCUCCCACCACCUGUCCUUCAAAUACCCGUUCGGUUCUACCUCAUACGCCAUCUCUAUUCCCGAGAAAGAACAGCCGCUGAAGGGGGAGAUCGAGAGCUAUCUGAUGGAGCUGCAGGGCGGCGCGCCCUCGUCCUCGCAGGACUCUCCAGCGUCGUCAUCUAAGCUCGGGCUGGAGCCCCCGCUGGGGGCCCUGGAUGACGGCGCGGGGGACCUCGCCCUGUCCAAAAGCUCCAUUUCUAUCAGCGACCCCCUGAACACCCCGGCCUUGGACUUCUCCCAGUUGUUUAAUUUCAUCCCGUUAAACGGCCCUCCCUAUAACCCGCUGUCGGUGGGGAGCCUGGGCAUGAGCUAUGCCCAGGAGGAAGCGCAUUCUUCCGUGUCUCAGCUCCCCGCGCCUGCGCAGGACCUCCAGGAUCCUGCCAACCCCAUAGGGCUCAGCUCUCUGCACUCGCUGUCCGCGGCUUUCACCAGUAGUCUGAGCACAAGCACCACCCUGCCACGUUUUCAUCAAGCGUUUCAGUAGGAUCCCAAGACGUGGAUCUGCGACAGAAAUGUAUGUCCACCCCUGCCUUAGGUGACCGUUUUCAUUUUAGUGCCUACUUUAAGACGGUAUACAAAUGUCUGCUUCUGUAUAGUACCAACUUCCAUUAAGCCAGUAUAAAAGAGAAACUAGCUUUUUAAAUGAGCUUUGGAACCGUUCGUGUUCAGUUAUGUUUACCUGGGUAUUUUGUCCUGAUUCACUGCCAAUUCUCAGCUCUGAAGAUGAUUUCUCUCCUAGGAAAGCCAUCAAGAGUAGUAAAGUCUUACAGAGUCGGUGUUCAGCUUCCUUUUAGAUCUCAAAAGUUUCAUUUUUGUCCGAGAACAAUGGCUCUACCUUUUGACCUUCGGCUCAUCACAAAAUUUGGCAGUAGAAUGUGAAUUUUCUAAAAUGUGUGUGAAUAACCUAAGAGUUCUUCAAUUUUUAAUAAUCAGAUGCUUCAAAUGCAUUAAGAAUCCGGUCUGGGGACAUAACCUAUGUUUCUUAGCUACAUCCUAAUUUCGGGUCAGUAUAUUUUGAAGACUUGCUAUUGUCCGGCUCACACAUCUGCCGUCUUCAUGCACAUAUAAGGAGAACAAAACCUAAACACAAAGCGUCAGUAUUUCUGGCAAAAAGAAACUAAGUACGGUGACACGACAUUCCAUGUUACCCAGUACUUGGUCUGAGGUUAGUAUGCAGGAUAUUUUGUCACGUUUUAGGCUCUUUGCUCUCUUUCCGCUUGAAAAUACCAAUGAUGCACGGCCCCCAAGUCUUCAGGCAGUCUGUAGAUAGAGCUCUUCGUCUUGUCGUCUUUCAAGGCCAGAGGGUGGGUCCAGCGCAGCCAGCAGUUUCCCUGGGAUUGUCAGCCCACAGUUGGUCCAGGAUCCAGAGCCCUUGGGGAGUGUAGGUGUGUUUGUCCUGGGGGUUGGGGGCUGGGGGGGGUGGUGGGGGGGCUGUCUCCACCUCUAGGGUGAGAGACCCCAACCCGGAGAUGGGUGUGAGGCCUGCGGCCCUGCCUGGAACUUGUCCUGGGGUCACAUCGCCUGUCACCAGAGUGGACACAAGACUGCUUAGGGGUCGGGGGAAAGCAUAUCGCUUGCUGAAUUCAAUACAGUUUUCUCACCCUCAGAGCUUAAAGCAGAAAACACAACAGUCCUGCUCCCACACUAUUCCUCUUAUUCAGUGUUAAUCCAUCCCCUUUCCUUGCUAGUUUCAGACGGAGACUUUAAAGUUAAAUGCAUUUGAAAACUAUUUGAGGAAUGACCACAAAGUUUCAAGCGACUAAAAAUAUAUACAGUAAAACCCCACUUUUACGCGUCUCUGGGAAACAGGAGGAACGUUGCAAAGAAACUUUGCAAAAAAAUGUUGAAUUUGUGGGGGGAGGGGGGAGUAAAGCAGAACAAGCACAUCUCAGUUAAUGUGAAAACAACAAUUGAGAACACAGUGUUCAGCGAAUGCAGCAGUUACUGCGCGCUUUCCUACUGUUAGACAACAAGCCUCUCUUCUCAAAGGUCAGAUUAGUAUUCUUUUUGUUUUUUCUAAUAAUCGGUUGUGGUAUCAACCAUGAAACAUAUCUGCUAAGCACUUGUUAACACCUUA
Messenger RNA from Phacochoerus africanus (Common warthog), 3415 nucleotides. RefSeq names its product PLAG1 zinc finger (gene PLAG1). Gene Ontology annotation, molecular function: histone deacetylase binding; DNA-binding transcription factor activity; RNA polymerase II cis-regulatory region sequence-specific DNA binding. The record is from RefSeq and is a predicted model, not a curated record. The coding region runs from base 323 to 1822 and encodes 499 amino acids. Gene Ontology annotation, cellular component: nucleus; cytoplasm. Lineage: Eukaryota; Metazoa; Chordata; Mammalia; Artiodactyla; Suidae. Gene Ontology annotation, biological process: cell fate commitment; regulation of transcription by RNA polymerase II. The transcript has 4 exons.